Messenger RNA from Saprolegnia parasitica CBS 223.65, 908 nucleotides. RefSeq lists its product as hypothetical. Gene Ontology annotation, biological process: mitotic cell cycle phase transition; regulation of cyclin-dependent protein serine/threonine kinase activity. Gene Ontology annotation, cellular component: nucleus; cyclin-dependent protein kinase holoenzyme complex; cytoplasm. Gene Ontology annotation, molecular function: cyclin-dependent protein serine/threonine kinase regulator activity. The record is from RefSeq and is a predicted model, not a curated record. The transcript has 2 exons. NCBI's taxonomy places the organism in Eukaryota, Oomycota, Saprolegniomycetes, Saprolegniales, Saprolegniaceae. The coding region runs from base 24 to 908 and encodes 294 amino acids.
CUAUUUAUAACACCACUGCAUUCAUGGACCUGAGUUGCCGCGAGGACCUUGUUGUCGACAAGGCGGCGUCCGUGCUGGCUGUGGCGGACGAUAGUAGCACGAGCGCCGACGAGCUCCAGUGCCUCCGCGCACGCGAGCGCACGACCGCGCCCAGCGCCAUGUACUUGCUCCUCGUGCAAGCCCAAGGCGUCGUCGAAGCGUCGCGCGACCACAUCUGCUGCUGGAUCGCCGAGGUGGCCCUCGAGUUUCACUUUUCGCGCAUCACAACCGCGGUCGCCAUCAACUACCUCGACCGGUACCUCUCGCAGCACGCGUCGACGCCGCACCGGCUCCAGCUCGUGGGCCUCGUCGCGAUCCUCAUCGCGUCCAAGUUUCACGAGAAGGACGGCAUCUCCAUGGACGAAGCCAAGGAGAUUGCGGCCAACGUCUUUACCGUCGAGGACAUUACGCGCAUGGAGGCCAAUAUGCUAUCGGCGCUCCAAUGGAAGCUGCAUGCGGUCGUGCCCGCCAUGUACAUCGACACGUUUCUGCAGGACCUCCAGCAAACGCGGCUCGUAUCGCCGAUCUGCGCUGACAUCACCGCCGUCCACCACACUGCGUACAGCCAGCUCGGGUUUUUGCCGUCCAUUGCGGCAAUCGCGAUCACGCACCUCGCGUACGACGUGCACGGGCUCUCGAAGGCGCCUUUGGAUGCGUACUUGAAGCGCAUGGACAUGGACGCCGAGAGCGACGACGUCGCCGAGUGCCAGCGCCAGCUGCGCAUGCUUCUUCCAGCGCACCUGUGGAAAACGAAGAAGCGAGACCGGUCGCCGAGCCCGUCCGGCGUCGACGAGGUGCUUCAUAGCCCCGAGCCCGACGACGACGAUGAGUCUGUCGUACCAGAGGCGAAGCGGGCAAAGACCAGCUAG